UGUACGUCAUUGCGUCAUCACGCAGCUUGAAAUUUGCGCGCGCAGUGUAGAGGCAGGAGCAGUAGGAGUAUAUUAGAUACUUUAAUCCACAAUGUCUAAGAGAAAGGAGUUCCUGGAGUCUGUUCAUCCGGACCGAGUGCAGGACUUUCUCCACUUCAUUAAACUACAUAAAGAUGGGUCAGAGCCGCUGGACCUGUCGGAGGUGAUUCAGGAGCUUCAGGUGAAGCAGAGGUUGGAGCUGUGGUCUAAAAUGUCCUUGUUACUGACCCAUACGCUGGACUCGUACCCCUCAGAGCGCUGGAUCAGCCGUCUGGAGCAGGACACAGACGACAUGGAGGUGGAGCAGUCUGCUGAACUGAAACACACCAUGUCAGUGCUGGAGGCUGUUACCUUGGUGUGUACGGUGUGUGUGGACUUGAUCCAGAGUGGAGACCAGUACACCGCCCUGCUGGACUGUGCUUACACUCUCAACAGUGUAGAGAGUUGCCUGCCCCUGUCGGAGGUGCCGCUCCAGAAGGCCAUCCAUUGGCUGUUUGAGUGCUGGUGGAGGCGGGGCUUACAGGGGAAGGAGGAGCUUGGCUGGACUGCCUUCGUCGCUUGUUUGGAGAACGCAGUUACACUCAAGAAAACGCUGAGUGAGCUGAACCGUCUCUACUCUCUGCGUGACGUGCUGCUCAGUGUAGAGUUUGACUCGGAGAGGGGUCAAUACAUCACCAACCCCCUGCUGCAGUGCUUCCUCAGCACCAACCACAUCAAACGAGAGGAGGGGAAGCGUUUUUUGGCGUUCCUCUUCAGCUGGGACGUGGGCUUCAUCAAGAUGAUCCACGAGACCAUCAAGAACCAGCUGCAGUUUCUGUCUAAAGCCGUGGCUGAAGAUGUGGCUGAGAUCUAUUUCCGGGCAUGGAAGAAGGCGAGCAGUCCGUUCCUGGAGGAAAUUGAGUCGUCAUGUAUCCAGGACCUGAUGCAGCAUGCGAUACUGCUGCACCGAACCUCACCUGUACACGGCAAAGUGCGCCAGAUUCUGACGUAUUUGCACAAGCAGAAGUUCAGGCAGGGAGUGGACGAGAUGCUGCAUCGACUCUACAUGCCCAUCCUGUGGAAAGCUCUGAGGGCGGUGAACGCGGAGGUGCGAGCGAACGCCACCUUGCUCUUCACCGAGGCAUUCCCCAUCCAUGACCCCAACAUGGGCAGUGAGCGAGUGGACGAGCUGGUGCAGAAACAACUGGACACACUCUUUGCUCUGCUGGAGGACAUGAGUCCAUCAGUGCGCUGUGCAGCGGUGUUAGGAGCAUGUUCAGUGGUGUCUCGGUGUUGGGAUCUUCUGCCCUCCUCCGUCAUCACUGACCUGCUGAAGAAGCUGCUGGAGCUCGCCUCAGACAGCAGCAGCCCCGACUGUCGCUGUGCUGUCUUCAUGUGCAUGUCGAUGAUUCUGGACAAUCGUAUGAGCCACCCUCUGAUGGAGAAGCUGCUCCCGGCACUGAAGCUGAGUCUCCAUGACACCUCAGAGAAAGUGCGGGUGGCCUUUGUCGACCUGCUGCUCAAGAUCAAAGCUGUCCGUGCUGCCAAGUUCUGGAAGGUGUGUUCGAUGGAGCACCUGUUGGUGCGGUUGGAGCUGGACUCGGUGUGUGUGUCGAAGCGCAUUGUGAACCUGCUCUUCACCUCCUUCCUCCCCCUGACUCAGCCUGAGGCUGUGUGGUGUGAGCGCUGUGUGUCCAUCAUCCAGAUGAACCCCGGAGCCGCGCGCAAGUUCUACCGCUACGCCUACAUGUACACCGCGCCCACCAACAUAGUGAAACUGAUGCUGAUGAUCCGUAAGUGUUUGAACGCGUGCAUUCAGAGGACGGCGGAGAACCCAGACGAGUCCGUCUGCAGCAACAAGGAGAACAACUCGGUGCUGGAGGACGUUUUGACGGUGAAGGACACCUCGGUCAUGGCAAGUCUGCUGGAGCUGCUGGUCAUCCUGUGGAAGAGCAUCCAGAAAUCCCUGCAGCUCAACCAGGAGGCUCUGCACUACACCACCGCCAAGUUCGCCUCCGUCCUGCCCGAGUACCUCCGCGUCUUUCAGGAUGAGCGAUCUACAGCUGCACUCAUCCGCUUGGCAUCUUUACUCCCCGUGUCUGCUGUUCCAGCGUUCAGGAGUAAAGUAUCGGCUCAGCUCAAGAGGCUGGACAGCGGCUCGCCCGUGUCGGUGUAUGGUCAGCUGAUUGAGUGUGUGUGUGGGUGGGGUCAUCUGAGCAACGUGCUGGACCUGGCAGUGCACUGGCUCACCGAGGCCACGCCCAUAAAGAUGGUGGAUGAGAGUAUGCAGGACUCCAGGCGUGUACAGUUUGAUGAGCCGGAGGUGGAGGUGAAGCCGGAGUUGGGGUUGGAUUAUUUGGAGUACAUGCUGUUGAGGCCUCACACUCGGGACAGUGUUUUGAGUCUGAGUGUGGAUCAGCUCACACCCCUCAUCACAGCCCUUGCUGCCUGGAAGGAGGUGCUGUACUCCUCUCUAAGUGAGGGUGAGGUCAGUGAAGCAGUUACAGAGACAGCACUCCGAGCUUUUGGCUUACACACUCGCCUCACCGUCCAUCUCCAACACAAACACCAGGAGGGGCGGAGCUUUCUGAACGCUCUGGAGGAGUCCAUGGACUGGGUGGAGAAGAGGGUCCUCCCGUUCCUGGUUGCCCCUGGCGACAGUGUGUCUGAGCAGCAGCUGAGUCUGAGCAGGAGGAUAGUGGAGAUCUGUCUGUAUGUGUGUAAGGACACAGUGCAGGUUUCUUUGGGGGACAGUGAUUUUAAUGACCACGUGCUUCAGCUCUCCUCCUACGUCUUGUUGUCUGAGAAAGGCUACAUGUGUGUCCCUGUCCUGCUGUCCCUGCUGAGCGAGGUGGCUCAGGACUGCGUCUCCCAUGAUGCCGAGGGGCAGGAAGAGCAGCUGUCUGUCUCCCUGCGUAUCAUCGCAAACAUUUUCCAGAAAGUUCUAGAGGUCAUGGCACACCGUUUACGCAAAGACAAAGAGGAGGGUCAGGAGCUGUGCUGCUCCUCCUUGGAUGCCCUGCACAACUUCCUACUGGUGACUCAGUUGGUGUCGGAGAAGUCCGAGGUCAUGACGGGGAUUUUCUCAUCUCUGUGCGCCGCCAUUAUCAUCGACAUCAGCAGAACUUUGCAGAAGAUUUCCGAUCCUGAAAACUUGGCGACUCCAGAGACCGUAACGGAUCUGCCUCCUCUCUCCAGCAGCAUCAUGUCCGCCAUCCUCAAAUCACCUGCAGUGACCAGGUGCUUCCUGACUGAGAUGAGCUCCACCGUCGACUCUGAGGCCAUCGACAGCAUCGGCGGACUCACAGCCAUCACACACAUUCUGGCCAUCGUGAGAAAAAUGGAAAAGUUCAGCGCUCAUCUGAAGGGAAUCAGUGUGUCAGUGCACAGACAGAUCCUGCAGCACUACGGCGUCACGGCAGAUGAUUCGGCUCACCGGUUUAUCUAUGAGAACGCAGUGGGGACGCUGAACGAGCUCCUGAUGCCCUGAAUCAUCUCUUUUUGUAUAGAUUCAGCAAAGGAUCAUGCUUUUCACUUGCUGCUUCCACUUUUAUAUAAAUGUUGUUCUUUCCUUUUUUUUUUAAAUCAGUCCUUUAAAUCUUCUUUCCACUGUGUCUUCAUUAUGCAGCACUUAUAUGUCAAAAGAGACGUGUGACUCUGAUCAUCAUAACCCCAAUAAAUAUCUGCUUCUUGACAGCUGAAAUUGUCAAAUAAAAAAUUAAAUAUCUAAGUGUGAAAUCUAAGUGUGAAAUAAUGACUCCUGCACCCUACCUAGGGCACUAGUUGUUCAAUAACUAUCUAAGUGUGAAAUAAUGGCUCCUACACCCUUCCUAGGGCACUAGGUGUCCAAUACAGAGCCAUUGUGGCUUUCACUCCAUAUCUAAGUGUGAAAUAAUGGCUCCUACACCCUACCUAGGGCACUAGCUGUCCAAUACCAAACCAGUGUGGCUUCCAGUUCCUAGAAAAGUGUGAAAUAAUGGCUCCUACCAUAAAUAUAUUUCAUUACAGUUCACUUAUGAACUAUAUAAAUAGAAAUAAGUUGAGUUUUUAAGGCUAGAGUCCAAAACAACAACAAUGCUACACAGGUUUUUACCCUCCACAGAAAAGACUGGUAAAUAUCUUCUUAUGAAUAUGUAAAUGAGGAACCACCCACCUGCAUCAUCCAUCUCUACACCCUAUGUAGGGGGCUAGAUACCUAUAAAAGUGCAAAAUAAUUUUUCCUACACCCUAUGUAGUGUGCUGGAUUCCUAAAUAAAUGCAGAUAAAUACCUUCUUAUGAAUAUGCAUGAAUAUGCAAAUGAGGAACCACCCACCUGCAUCAUCCAUCUCUCUCCCUCUCCUUAUCUCUUUAUCUUUUUUUCUUUCUUGAUGUUAACAUACUGUGUGUGUGUGUGUGUGUGUGUUCCUGAACCUUGAAGUCUUCUUUGGAUUAUAACAACUA
Hemibagrus wyckioides is the source of this 4459-nucleotide messenger RNA. It is a transcript of the gene ncapg2, whose product is annotated as non-SMC condensin II complex, subunit G2. The record is from RefSeq and is a predicted model, not a curated record. Gene Ontology annotation, cellular component: nucleus; condensin complex. The coding region runs from base 92 to 3508 and encodes 1138 amino acids. The transcript has 27 exons. Lineage: Eukaryota; Metazoa; Chordata; Actinopteri; Siluriformes; Bagridae. Gene Ontology annotation, biological process: mitotic sister chromatid segregation.